CCACAAACAAAAGAAAGAAAAGAAAAAAAAGGUCUUUCCGAUAAUUUUCAGAAGAAACGGAAUAAAAGCGCAGCGAGUUUAGGUGAAAUAAAUCCGCGAGAGCGAAUGGAGAAUGCAGCAGCAACAAGAGCGAGCACUUUAUCAAUUUGCGCGAGUGCAAAUUGCAGAAAUAGUAGCAAUAAUAAUAAAUUAGGAAUUGGAGACAGUGGAAAACAAGCUGUGAUUAAUGGUGGAGGAAGAAGACAGCUUGCUCUUGCUUCUACAGCCGGACUCGUACUCGUUGCAGUUGCAGCAGCUUCCGCUUCCGCUGAAUCUGAAUCUGAUUCCAAGACGAAGCUUCUGGACAGGUAUUUGAAGAAGUCACAAGAAAACAAGGCAAAGAACGAUAAGGAAAGAUUGGACAGUUACUACAAACGCAACUACAAGGAUUACUUCGAAUCAAUAGAGGGUACACUAAGGCAGAAGGACAACAAGGAUCUCACUCAAUCUGAAAAAGCCAUCCUUGAAUGGCUAGAUUCCAACAGAAACUAACUUCCAAUUAUUAGUAUUAUUAUUAUUUCUACAUUCUAAUGUCAUAUCCACUAAAUUUGUGUUUACUUUUCACCUAAGUAUGUCUAAUUUGUAUUUAUACAAUAAUAAAUAACAAAUACUUUUUUCAUCUA
Molecule: messenger RNA, 662 nt
Organism: Andrographis paniculata
Lineage: Eukaryota; Viridiplantae; Streptophyta; Magnoliopsida; Lamiales; Acanthaceae
Exons: 3
Coding region: 106-531 (141 amino acids)
Biological process (GO): photosynthesis
Cellular component (GO): photosystem I
Source: RefSeq, a predicted model, not a curated record